AUGAAGGCCAUGCCCGAUGUCAUCAACUGUGUCUCCCUUACUGCUCUUUUUCACUUCAUUAAUCUUGCAACUAGUCUCAAGGAUAAUAUCAUCCUCAUACAACCUGCUGAAGCCCAAACUUCUUCACCGCUGCCUGUGUUGUCUCCUGCAUUCAAUACCUUCUUCGCCGUAGCUUGCUCCAUCUCGCCAGCACAGGCCAAUCAUGCAUGGACACUCCUACGACAUCACAGGGGAUUUGCCAAAUACCUGCUCUAUCCCCCAAGUCAAUACUGCACUAAGCCCCACUGCCUGUGUCGAGGCAAAGGUAUGACACUUAAGAAGGCUGAGCAGCGGAAUGUUGUCCUUUUCACGCUUGCACAUGGCCCUUGUGCUGUGAGGUCUGUCCAGCUCUACUGUCAAGACUGCAACAUUGAUUACUGUCAUAACUAUACCGUAUUUGAGGGUAUGCAAACAUACUACGAUGAGCAACCGGAGACCAUACAGGUUACUGACCAUGUAUUCAUGGAGAAAAGUGUUGCUGAGUUGUUCAAGACCGCCAUGGAUGUCUCAUGGACUUCGGCAACUAACUGCGCACGGUUAUAUAACAUGUGUCUCUCGCAGGGUAAGCAAACACCAGAAGGCUAUCAUGUAAAGUUCGAGAUUACUGGCGACCAUGUGUGGGAUGCAUUCAUACUCACAGCACUGCUCGAAGACAGCAAGCACCGCAUGCAUUCCUCACUGUUCCUCAGACAGGCGAUCAGCGGGACUGGUUCACAAAAGCCAUGA
This is a messenger RNA of Suillus discolor, 765 nucleotides long. RefSeq lists its product as uncharacterized. The record is from RefSeq and is a predicted model, not a curated record. NCBI's taxonomy places the organism in Eukaryota, Fungi, Basidiomycota, Agaricomycetes, Boletales, Suillaceae. The transcript is spliced from 6 exons. The coding region runs from base 1 to 765 and encodes 254 amino acids.